AUGAGUAAAAGUCUUAAUACAUAAUAAGCUUUUAGGGAAAACUAUGCAGAUGAUGGCGAAAUUAUCGAGGGCUCAGAAGAUGAUGGAGAGGAAAUGUCAGAUUCACAAGAUGGUGACGGAUCAAUAACAUAGAGUGGCUAAAAAUCAAAGCAUAAAAGAAGGUCAAAGAAUGAUAAUCAGGGCAGAAACUUUAAAUGUGGUUGUGGAAAGAAGUAUCUAUCUUAUCCAGCUUUGUAUACUCAUAUUAAAACCAAGCAUAACGGUUAGACACCUACUGGGACUAAUACAUCUUAAUUUCAAACAGGAAGGGGUAGAGGAAGACCAAGAAAGAUUCAAACUCUUGUUCAAGAUAAGGAAGAGUAGAUGAAAUUUUAGUCAGAAGCUGGUUUAUUGCAACAAAUGAAGCAGCAAAUGGGCCAACUCUCCUACUUAGAAUCUCAUUUGACUGAGGAAAAACUUUAAAAGGAAAGAGACUUGAUAUAAAAGCUUAAUGCGGUAGGUGGACCAACCAACCCCUUAGAAUGGUACUAUGAAAAAUUUGAGGAUGAUGAAGAUGAACUUUAUAUGUUAGUUCAAUAGUAACAAAACAUCAUCUAACAAGCAUUAAGAUAGAUGAAUAUUGAAGCCAUAAAAAGUAAUAUUCACAAAGGAACUCUUUAUUUGGCGAAUUUAACGGAUGAGGAAAGACUUUUACUAAAUCUUGAUUAAAUUCUAGCAAUAUACCUGAUUGAUAUAUCUGAAUAUGUGAUAGUUAACUUCUACAAAGCCCUUUCAGUGUUUGUUUAACUUUACAGAAACUGUAUGAAUGAGAUAGGUUGGGACUUUAUCGCUAAUUUUAAGAUUAUUGAUAACCCAAUAGAAGUAUCGAAAAAUCUUCAGUAAUUCACAACUGUCAAAGAAGCUGAUUAUAUUCCAUAAAUAAGCAAUGAAUUCUUAGUCAGCUAUUUACCCAAAAAAUGCAACUCAUUUGAAAAAAGACUUGCCAUUCCCAUGAUUGAGCAUCUUUGCACUUGGCUAUUGAACAGGAAAUUCACCCAAUUAAAAUUAUCAUUGUUCUGA
Molecule: messenger RNA, 1059 nt
Organism: Stylonychia lemnae
Lineage: Eukaryota; Ciliophora; Spirotrichea; Sporadotrichida; Oxytrichidae
Source: the annotation of a GenBank genome assembly